CACCGUUUUACAUCGACCUUAAAUAGCCUUUAAUCCUUGCUAUUGACGCCUGCAAUCCUGUUCAGCAGGUUUUAGCAGCAGAUGUCAUGAACAAAAUAUUAAAACGAAAUAUCUGGGGCAUGUGGUGCGUUUUUAGGAAAUAGGGGAAGUUCCGAGUCUGACAGGUGUAUUCUUCCACUCGGAGGUGGGAACUUCUCAGUUGCUCAAGAACAUUCCAUUAGAAGCUUACUGCUGGCGAGAGAAACUAGAGAAAACAAAUCACUGAAAGAAACACAGGAUACACCUGUGACUAUGUUGCAGCUAAUGUUUUUUUUCCUUUUCUGUUCAUUCCAGAUUUCCUCGACUGUGAAAUCAGGCUCUCAUUCUCUGUGGACUCUUUCAACUUUGAUCAAAGGAGACACCCCGUUUCCAGAGUUCAGUGUGGUGGUGAUGCUGGAUGACAUCCAGGUGGCCUACUAUGAUUCAAAUGAGAACAACCUGAUCUACAGACAAUUCAAGUCAGAACAUGAAGAUGAAGAGCAAAAAGAUGCAAGCUUUGUAUUUGGAAACAUACAUAAAGACAUGAAAGCCUUAUUCUAUACAUACCAGUUCAACCGUACACAUGUCCAUACUCUGCAGAGAUUGGCUGGUUGUGAGCUACUUGAUGAUGACACCCCUGGUCGACAGCGAGCAUUGAAUGCUUUCAACGGAGUGGAUGACUCAGCGUUGCAAUUCAAUGUGCAAAAGAAGGCUCUUCAGAUUGAAGGUUUCUGGCAGAUAAAGUGGAGCCAAACCAGAAAAGAUUCUGUUGAGUGGAUGUACACACAUUUUUACAGCCCAAUCUGCAUUAAACUCCUGAAGAAUUUCCUCCACAUGAAGAAAAAUGAUGUGAUGAGAAAAGUGAAGCCCAGAGUCAGGCUCCUCCAGAAGACACUCCCAGACUCUGGAGGGGCCAAAGUGACCUGCCUGGCCACUGGUUUCUACCCCCGUCACAUCAACCUGACCCUGCUCAGAGACGGCCAGCCUGUGUCUGACCACCAGAUCACUGGGGGAGAGCUGCUACCUAAUCUAGAUGGAACCUACCAGAUGAGGAAGAGCCUGGAGGUCAGCACAGAGGAACUAAGAGAGAAACACCAUUACACCUGUACAGUCGAACACCUCAGCCUGGACAACAAACUAGAUGUCAAACCAGAUCUUGAUCCAGGUGUAGGCACUGUGUCCAUAGUGAUUCCUGUUGUAGUGCUUGGAGUUGCACUUCUGUGUGUGGUUGGAGCUGUGGUCUUCAUGCGCCGUAGAAGACACAGAGACCCCUUCAUGAAUACUUGGAUGUCCUCGACAGCCUGCACCUGACAGACACGAACGGCACUCUCGUGAUGAUUGACUCUCAUGCGAAAACAGGCCUUUCUGCCUGACCUUACUGGACACUCAUCUCUGCACACAGGCCUUUUUGCCUGACCUUACGUGACACUUGUUUUUGCCAAACUGCUCCAUGUUCACCACACCACUGUAUUACCACCAUUGUAUUUUUCUACACACGUUUCUUUGUUAGUCUGUUCCGUUGUUAGCCACUAUGAGGAGAGAAUAAUGUCAGGCCAUACUUGCUGUUCAAGUUAAGAUACUUGUCAUCAAACCAAUCAGAGCUAUGAGAAUGCUGUCUAAUUGUUACAAUCUACCCUGCUACAUAUGGCAUCAUAGUUAUGAGAAUAUUUAACCUUUCCAACAUGCUUUGGUACAUAUUGUGUUAUCGUGUUAAUGUUUAUAAAAAUAACUAGAGCUAACAGAAACUCUUUGAAUAUGCUAAAACACCAGUUACAGUAUGAUGUUGAGAAAUAUAUAGAAAUAUCUCAGUUAGCAAGCUAUGUAACUUUUAUCAGUGCCAGCUGUACCG
Molecule: messenger RNA, 1867 nt
Organism: Clupea harengus (Atlantic herring)
Lineage: Eukaryota; Metazoa; Chordata; Actinopteri; Clupeiformes; Clupeidae
Product: DLA class I histocompatibility antigen, A9/A9 alpha chain-like
Exons: 6
Coding region: 292-1329 (345 amino acids)
Biological process (GO): immune response
Cellular component (GO): external side of plasma membrane
Source: RefSeq, a predicted model, not a curated record